CGCGGACCUGGGCAUGAACAACGCCUCCAGACGCAACCCUGCCGCCAGCUGCCCCGAGAGCCCUCUGCUCGUGUGCUCAGGCUUUGUCCCGCUGCGACUCGCCUGUCUCGUUGCUGCCCUGCGGCCGUGCCCCCGCCGCAACCAGACCUCGUUGCCGACCUCCUCAACACCUCUCCUGGGCUUCUUUCCGUGAGCUCCCGACCUCCAGGGCACGGUAAGCUGCCAGACCAGCAGCGACACGGCUUGUGCCUGCUCUAGGCCAGCUUGUCGCAAGGGGCUGCGUUGAAGCGCGCUUGGGCAGCCAUCCGGGUACAUAACUGCCCACCCGGCGCUAUAAAAAUGGAGGACCUCCCAGACGCCGAUAUACCACCGAGCCCCGUGCAGCCGCGCUACCACACCGGACGCUUCCCGAACAACAAAGCCGGUGAUGGGAAGCCACGACUGCUCUUAAUGGGGCAGAGGAGGAGCGGGAAGUCGUCUAUAUCGAGCGUAGUCUUCCACAAGUUGCCGCCAAGCGAGACGCUGUACCUCGAAACCACGACCCGGAUCAAAAAAGAGUCGAUGCACUCCUUCAUGGACUUUCAGGUCUGGGAUUUCCCUGGUCAUCUUGACUAUUUCGACCCUGCCUUUGACGUGGACAACAUCUUCGACGAAAUUGGAGCCUUAAUCUGGGUGAUUGACGCGCAAGACGAAUACCUAGACGCGAUUGUGCGCUUGAAUGCGACGAUACUGAAUCUACAACAAACCUACCCGAACAUCAAUGUAGAGGUCUUCGUACACAAAGUCGAUGGCCUUUCGGACGAUUUCAGGAAUGAGGUUAUACAAGACAUCACCCAGCGGGUGAUGGACGAACUCUCGGAUAACGGCUACGAGAAUGCGCCAGUAUCAUUCUACUCGACGAGCAUCUACGAUCAUUCCAUCUUCGACGCCUUCUCGAAGGUGAUCCAGAAGUUGAUCCCACAGCUGCCUACCCUUGAAGCAUUGCUCGAUAGUUUGUGCAGAAAUUGCCAUAUUGAGAAAGCCUACCUCUUCGACGUGCUUAGCAAGAUAUAUAUUGCGACAGACACGAGUCCGACAGAUAUCGGAAGCUAUGAGAUAUGCUCGGAUUACAUCGACGUGGUGGUUGACGUGAGCGAGAUAUAUGGAUGGGAUAGGGGCGAUGAGGAGGCACAAGCACGGAAUAACGAAAACGCCAUCAAUGAUGCCGAAAGUCUUAUCACUCUGGAGAAGAAGAGCAACAAUUAUCUCUAUCUGCGGGAAAUUAACAAGUAUCUAGCUUUGAUCUGCUUAAUGGGCGAUGACAGCCCUGCGGACAAGAAACCUCUGAUCGAUUACAAUGUCGGCGUUUUCCAGGAAGCGUUGGCGCAGGUCUUUCCCCGAGGAGAGAAAUGAAUUUUUAUAGGUUAUCUCGCGACCUUAUACUGGUCACUUCUUCUUCAUGGGGAUGGAACUCUAUUGUGAGCAUUUUCUGCGGGAUGGGAAAGAUUUGAAGGUUCAUUUUCGGGGCAUAGACUUUUCAUGACUCUGAACGGCUCGGCAUGGACAUGUACCAUAGAUCAGACAAUGCAGCCAGGGUGCUUCUGGAAGGCGAUAUUUGAUAAUAUGAC
This is a messenger RNA of Mytilinidion resinicola, 1607 nucleotides long. RefSeq names its product ras-related GTP-binding protein-like protein C. Lineage: Eukaryota; Fungi; Ascomycota; Dothideomycetes; Mytilinidiales; Mytilinidiaceae. Gene Ontology annotation, molecular function: GTPase activity; GTP binding. The record is from RefSeq and is a predicted model, not a curated record. Gene Ontology annotation, biological process: regulation of autophagy; cellular response to amino acid stimulus; positive regulation of TOR signaling. Bases 340 to 1392 code for a protein of 350 amino acids. The transcript is spliced from 5 exons. Gene Ontology annotation, cellular component: Gtr1-Gtr2 GTPase complex; fungal-type vacuole membrane; nucleus.